GGCACUUUGAGCUUUGAUUCUCGCCUGUAUACACUUCCACGCUUCUAAAAGACACCUUCACAUCACAACCAUGAGCGGGAACGCCAAACGCCGUCUCCAAGCCCUUAGCCAGCAGCUGGUGGAAGGCAUUCCCGACGCCGGCACCUUCGAGGAUAUUCCGCGGAUUCGGACCAUUGCCCCUGACUCAGUAGGACCCCGUGUAAAAGACAAGGUCGCCAUUGUAACCGGAGCCAAUUCCCCCACCGGUAUCGGUCGCGCUACAGCCCACCAAUACGCGCAGAACGGCGCCAAAGUCGUCUACCUGUGUGACUACAUCGACACGCAUCUCUCCACGCACAAGCGGGAGAUCGAAUCCCUCUACCCGGGCACCGAGGUGUACAUUCGCCAAUUCGACGCCGCCGACGAAGCAGCCGUCAAGGCGGUCGUCGAGGAUGCGAUCCGCGACCACGGACGGCUGGAUAUCUUCUUCGCGAAUGCCGGCGUCGUGGGACAACAAAAGAUGCUGACCGACAUCACGGCCGAGGAAUUUGCGGCGACCUUGAGGGUUAAUACUGUUGGUGUGUUCCUGGCCGUCAAAUAUGCCUCGAUUGCGAUGCAAAAGACGUCACCCACGAAGCCCUACCCCAGUGGUUCGAUUGUUUGCACGGCAUCAAUUGCGGGCUUGCGGUCGAAUGGCGGGUCGACGGAUUAUUCAGCCUCCAAGGCGGCUGUAAUCAGCAUCGCGCAAACAGCCGCCUUCCAGCUAAAUGGGACGGGCAUUCGCGUGAACGCUAUCUGCCCCGGGUUAAUCGAGACGGGGAUGACGCAGCAGAUGUUCGACGCGGCGCGGGCGCGUGGCACGCAGCGCAAGCUCGGCCAGCUGAACCCCUUGCAGCGGGGUGCCAUCGCUGACGAGGUUGCGCGAGUGGCCUUGUUCUUGGGCAGUGAUGAGAGUAGCUACGUCAAUGGGCAGGCAUGGGCGGUUUGUGGCGGACUGAGUGCUGGCCACCCGUUCGUGCCAGGGAAACUGGCUUGAAAACUUGGAAGUCAUAGAACGAGACGCUGGCUACACGGUAAAGGUCGCGGCCGAUUCAGUAUAUCUCGGACUUCACGUGGUGGCAGCUUUCAAAGCAGCCUUCUCCAGAGAAUAAGAAUUAUACACAAAUGGGAAACAGGUGGGUGACAGUAGGGAAAGUCGAGCGAAGGAAGGGUCGGCCCCGUAGCUGGAUGCCAAGGUAAUUUACUAGGGGAUAGAACGAAAUCCCAGAACAGAAAAUGGUAUA
Messenger RNA from Aspergillus homomorphus CBS 101889, 1262 nucleotides. Its product is annotated as SDR family NAD(P)-dependent oxidoreductase. Gene Ontology annotation, molecular function: oxidoreductase activity. The record is from RefSeq and is a predicted model, not a curated record. The coding region runs from base 71 to 1015 and encodes 314 amino acids. The transcript is spliced from 5 exons. Lineage: Eukaryota; Fungi; Ascomycota; Eurotiomycetes; Eurotiales; Aspergillaceae.